UCAAAUGUUAAAGAUAAUAUACCUUUUGGCCACCAUGUACCUUUCCAUGACGUCCCUCRUCACAUGCUCUCGCAACACUUGUCCAAUUAUGAGGUACACUGGCAGCUUUAACCUCAAUAACCACGUGAAAGAUCAUGCCUUAUUAGGAAGCUCCUACAAGAAUCUUACUACUGAUACAAUCCAGGAAUGCUUUGGUGCCUGUGUCCAAGAUUGUAGGUGUGUGUCCUAUCAACUGUAUGAUAAACGAUGUGAGCUUAUUGACGAGAACAGACACACAGCACCAUCUGACCUUUUUCAGCCAAUGGUUGGAUAUUUGUUCUCGGAACUCAAACAGGACUUCAGAAAUAAGGCAUYCGACUGUUCAGGGCAAUGCAGCAACGGAUGUUGUCGUUUCUCGCCUUGUCAAAAUGGAGGAACAUGCGUCGAAUUGUGUGACAACGUGACUCGUAAGUUUGAGUGCCAAUGUGCGACAGGAUACCGUGGUAGGGCGUGUGAAAUACCUGUAUCAUGCAAUGCAUAUAGCRCACGGUCUUCGGCGAGACUUUAUCCAAUAUAUASUUCAAAGARCACCUUUUAUAAUGCAUUCUGUGAYAUGACCUCUGAACCUGGAAUGGUUUGGACUCUCCUUGAAUCGUUUGCCCUCUCAAACAAUGCCAAAUACCAAUACAAACCUUUGAGUCAAGAUUUCUCUGUUAACGAGGGCAACUUUAACUGGAACGACUAUCGMCUAUCACUCUCAGUCAUGGAACACGUCAAAAGUCACACAACUCACUGGAGAGCAACCUGCAGGUUUGACAAGGAUGGUUUUAACAAAACUGAUUACGUUCGUGGUCUUCUGAGUGACAUGGAUAUUUUAAAGCCAAGGAACUAUAAAGCGACAGGCUGUUUUCGCGUUGAAUACAUUAAUAUAAGAGGGAAGGAAUACAAAAAUUGCACCACGCACAUGCGACAAGAUGACGUGCACAUUUUCAUGGAUAGCCUUGUUGGCAAGAGUUUUGGUUGCGAUGCAUACUUUUCAGAGAACGCUCACGACUUCAGUGAAAACUUUGGAGUUUAUUUCAACAUCAAUAAAAAACAUCGAUGCAGUUCCUCGCCAUCGUCUACAACACAGUGGUGGAUGGGAUCACUUGUUGGUGGACUCCGGGAUCCCUAAGGAGUGGAAAUA
Exaiptasia diaphana is the source of this 1165-nucleotide messenger RNA. RefSeq lists its product as uncharacterized. The coding region runs from base 5 to 1153 and encodes 382 amino acids. Gene Ontology annotation, molecular function: oligosaccharide binding. The transcript is spliced from 3 exons. NCBI's taxonomy places the organism in Eukaryota, Metazoa, Cnidaria, Anthozoa, Actiniaria, Aiptasiidae. The record is from RefSeq and is a predicted model, not a curated record.